Molecule: messenger RNA, 3504 nt
Organism: Darwinula stevensoni
Lineage: Eukaryota; Metazoa; Arthropoda; Ostracoda; Podocopida; Darwinulidae
Source: the annotation of a GenBank genome assembly
AUGACUGGUGGCAUUGUAAGUGCUACUAUGGCUCCUGUCCUGUUGGCCACUGCUAUGGUCAGCCAGACUGCGGACCGCGAUGGUGGCAAUUCACCUCAUAAAGGAGCAGGAGAGGAGGUAUCAUCAGUUCAUGACUUUACCAAUCUGAAUUCUCAUGAGCAUGAAGAAUCCAAUUCUACUAUGACCAGCGAAGACUUAUCAGAGAUGCAGGGAUCAGUCGAGAUACAUCUGCCCGAUGGAGAGAUGAAAUAUGAACUUAACCGUCUCCUUACAUUUUGGAAUUACCCAUCAAUGGCACCAGUAAAGCCCUUGCUUUUAGCCCGGGCUGGGUUAUGCUAUACAGGCAGUGCUUUAGCAACUAAGUGUUUUACGUGCGGUAUAAUCAUUGAGGACUGGCUGCAGGGUGACGAUCCCAACAAUAAGCACCUAUUUAAGAAUUCAGACUGUGAUUUUGUCAACCUGAGAAUGGAGAACAUCACAAUAGAAGAGAACUUGCAGAACAUGGAACCAGGAACACGUAUAAUUGCCAAAGACUAUGAGAAGAGGACGGAAGCAGUGGCAACAUCAACUCAAGUGACAUUGAAAGGUGGCAGUCCAUUUCAGUCUUCUACAUGGCCACUGCAUGAAUCAUCAGUUUUGGAGUCUGAUCAUGCUGCCCCUUCAACAUCAGAGGGUCGAUUCAACUCCUUGUAUCGUGAACCCUCAAAACCCUCACCAUCAAAUGGAUAUUCACAUGCAAAAGUGGUGCUAGCUCGACUGAUACAAAAGUAUAAGAACUUGGGUGUUAGAAACCUGAAAAGCGAAUCUGAUAGACUGAAGACAUUCCAUGACUGGCCUCUUAUAUACAUUCGACCAAGGGACCUGGCCAAGUCUGGUUUCUUUUUCUUGCUUGACCGUGACAGGGUCCAGUGUGUGUUUUGCCGUGUGAUCAUUGGAGAAUGGGAAGAAGGAGAUGAGCCAGAAGUAGAGCAUCGACAGCAUUCUGUAAGGUGCCCAUUCAUUCGUCAGCUUCCAGUUGGCAAUGUUCCAAUAAUAUCUGCUCUAACAAGAAGGAAUGACUACUGUGGGAACAUGCCUGUUGAACCUACAUCACGAUCUCCUGCCUUUGCAUCCAAUCACAGAGAUCAUGACUAUGGGCAUCGUGGAUAUGAUGUCUGUGGCACUUUCACAAUUGAACAACUUCAUGGCCCUCAACAAGGUGUGAGGCAGACUGGGUCAAGUUCCCGGGUGACCCUAAGGGGAGGGAGCCCACAGGACCUUGAAAGACUGGGUAUUCAGAAGUAUGGUGAACCUCAUCAUCCAGAAUAUGCAACGGAAGAGGCACGAAUGAGGUCCUUUGAUUCCUGGCCUAAAAGCAUGCCACAGCGACCGAAACAAUUGGCCGAUGCUGGCCUUUUUUACAUAGGUGUGUCAGACCAUGUGAAAUGCUUUGACUGCAGUGGAGGGCUGAAGGACUGGGAGCCAGAGGAUGAUCCCUGGAUAGAGCACACACGCUGGUAUCCCAAAUGCCGUUAUGUUAAUCUUGUUAAGGGCAAGGAGUUCAUAGAUGAUGUUCAUCAUCGAUUCCCACCAAAUGUGCCCAAUCACAUCAAUUGGGAAGCACCCAAUUCACUGACAAGCCCAGGACCACAGUCACCAGUGGAUGAAGAACAGGUUGAACAAAUUCUCCAUGGUGAAAUGGGCUUGCGUGCAUUGGAUAUGGGUCUGGACCAAGGACUGGUGAAACAGGCAAUCCGGCAUCGUCUCGAAAAUGCUGGUCUGCCCUUUCCUAGGGUUGAAAACCUCAUUGAGGAGACUCUCCACCUCCAGGAGCAGCACCGAUAUGUUGCUGAAAUGGAGCAGAAUCGGAGUCCUUCGCCUCAAGAAAGUGAGCUGUCACUGUAUGAUGAGGAAACAAGGUUAUCAGGUGAAGAUGAAGCUGGGAUGCUGGCUGCAGCAACAGCAGGCACUAGUCCUGGGAGUGGAGUAUCUCAAGAAACUGGUUACCACUCUGCUGAAGAAGCAACAGACACCAAGGACAAGGAUGAGACCUCCAAAAGCUCCCCCAAGAAAUCCAAAAGAGAACCAUCAGAGGAUGAGAAGACGACUCCAUCAGAAUCCAAUCUGUGUAAAGUGUGUCUGGAUGCAGAAGUGGGGAUUGUGUUUUUGCCAUGUGGACACCUUGUGGCCUGCCCCAAAUGCUCUGUUGCCCUUUCCAGUUGUCCUAUCUGUCGCACCCGCAUUCAGGGCACUGUUCGCACUUUUCUCUCCUAAAGCAUCUCCUGCCCCUCUGCCCAUCUGCUACCAUCCUGAGAAAUCUACGUUUUCAAGCCCUUGGAACUACCAACCUCAAUUCAGUAGAUUAUCUUUGGACAUAAAUAUGCAUGAUGUGCUUAGAUGUUUAAUUGGGAUGAUUUUCCUUCAAACAUUCCAUUCUGUAGUGGCAGGAGAUAGCAAAAAUUUACUGUUGCAUUUCUUUUAGGUGAUAGAUAUGUAGCUUGAAGGGGUUGGAGAAUGUAGAGAAAGUCAUCUACAAUCCUUAAAGCAAGUAAGUUAGGAAUCCUAAAAAAGUUGAGGUUAAUGAUAUUGAGUAUAUUACUCGAGAAAUUUAAAUAUGUCUACGCUGCUGAACCUUGCCACUCUGAAACUCUCAUGCCUUCUUUUUAAACUAGGUUAAGAAUGGUUUCCCUUGGGCAGGCAGAUAGACAAGUAGAGAGAAAUCCAUAGUUAGGAAAUAUAUUCACACUCUGGGCAACACUUGCUUGUGUAAGUAUGAUAAACUAGUACAAAAAAAAAGAGAUCUGUUCCCUGAAAUUGAUGCAAUGAGUGAAUCUCUGCUGCUUUUGUCACUGCAGCUAUGGAUGUUUGAAGUGAAAUCAUGUAUUGAUGACAUGGUGACGUUUGUAUGAGAAAGUUUUCCAUGGAAUGGCAGAUGGGGAGAGGGAUUAACAUUCUAGGCCUGCUUGAUUUUUUUUUGCAGUUGUGGCAGUUCUAUAAUAUAGCUUGGAUUAUGCAUCAUGACUUAUUCUUGUCCUAUCAAUGCUUCACAGUUGCAGUAUGGAUCAGUGCUGUAAUUUACCUUAUUAUUGAUAGGAACAAUAAAAAAUCUUCCCUUACUUAAAUGCAGGCAAUCUAAAGCUCCCAAGUCUUCAUUUACAAACAUAACUAUCCCCAGAAUAUCAAAGGGGCCUUUUAAUUUUCAUGUCAAUUUACACUAGAGGUCAAUGUUACAUUGACAAGUAUGUGUCAGUGCACUCUACUCAUAAAAUCAAGCAGGCCUCCUUUUAGUCUACUUCCAGUUAGGGUUUUUCAAUUUUCUUGCUGUUUCUGUGAAGCUGGCUUAUUUCAAGAAUACACUUUACACUUGGAAACUCCAGUCGGUCAUUAAAGAAGGUGUUGGGAGAUGCUUAAUUUCUCAAAAAUUUAAUUUUCUUUGAAGAGUGCUGGAUUUUGUGUUUCAGAAAUUAAGAUUUUGUGUAAGUCAUCCUAAUUUUUGGUAUUUGGGUUAAUAAAAAUGAAGUGCAU